This is a messenger RNA of Trichechus manatus latirostris (Florida manatee), 4102 nucleotides long. RefSeq names its product Mab-21 domain containing 2 (gene MB21D2). The transcript is spliced from 2 exons. Lineage: Eukaryota; Metazoa; Chordata; Mammalia; Sirenia; Trichechidae. The record is from RefSeq and is a predicted model, not a curated record. Bases 2289 to 3656 code for a protein of 455 amino acids.
CCCCAUAGGGUUUCCAAGGAGUGCCUGGUGGAUUCGAACUGCUGACCUUUUGGUUAGCAGCCAUAGCUUUCAACCACUAUGCCACCAGGGUUUCCAAUCCAUAAAAUAUAGAAAUGCAUAUUUGUUUCUUCUCAAUUUUCAUUGCAGAUUUCAGUGACACCAAAAUAUUUUCUUUUUAAAGUAUUAUUGCUGUGUAAAUAUAGUAACUUUAAUGAAAAUUUAAAAACCCACCCACAAUCUUUCCAUAAUAACAACAGAAACUAAUCAAGCUUUAUGUUCUUGGAGUCGCUUUCUUUAUGCAAACAUAUGGUAAUCCUUACUUACAUUUACUUUGCUAACCUUUUUUUCACUCAUUAAAUAUUUUACCAUGUUUGUUUGUUCCUUCGUGUGUUCGUUUAUUCCUUCAUCCAUUCAGCAAACAAUUGACCAUUUUCUGGAUGCUAGACUCUCUGCAGGGUGUUGGGGGUAUAGUAGUGACAGUCCUCAUAAAGGUGACAUAGGGAGGGUCAGGGAGAGUUUGGGUGGGUCACAUGUAAAACAGAUAACCAGUAAAGGCAAGUAGAAAAACAAAUGCUAUUGGGAUAAUAAAUAUGGCCCAGGAUAUUCUUUUCGUGUUAUAAGUAUAACAUAACUGACUUAACUGCUUUCUUCCUGUUAGACAUGGAAUCCUUUGGGCCCUCAGUAGGAAACGUGGCAUAGCCAAAUGAAGAGAAAUAGAAGUGUUUCGCACAGGAUAGUUUACAAAGGUGUGGUUAGGGUGUAUGGAAAUCCUCACGGUGGUGCACUUCCCCAGUACCAGGGUACAAUGGUUAAGCUCACAGGCUGCUAACCAAAAGGUCAGCGGUUUGAACCCACCAGCUGCUCCGCGGGAGAAAAGACCUGGCAAUCUGCUCCUGUACAGAUUACAGCCUAGAAAACCCUAUGGUGGCAAUUCUACUCUGUCUUAUAGGAUCACUAUGAGUCAAAAUUGACUCAAGGGCUCACAGCAACAGUGUACUGUAAAGCACCUCUAAGCAUACAGAAGCCAGGAGAGGGAGAGGUCUCUGGAACCUGGAAGGGAGAACUGGGUAGAGAGGACAUCUUGAGAGAAACACUGAUGAGUUGAAGGAAACAAUCAACCCAAGGCGACCUUGCAGAGAGGGAGUUAGGAGAGUCAGUACCCCGAGCUUCCUCUCCUCUCUUCCUCUGAUGUUCCUUUGAUUUUCUGUUGGGCUCCCUGCUAUUUGGACUCGAUAGAAGCUAGUGGGCAAGAGAGUCUGUGGGUGCAGUCCACAGAGGUCAGCUCCCCAGGGCAAAGAGUAGCGGGCAAGUAGAUCUGGAGGGGCAAAUAGGAUAUCCAGCACAGACAGUGCUGUGUAAAUUAUUUGUCAGAAAGCACUGGAUAUACAACUGUGCAAUACAGUAUAAUGAAGUAAGGGGUGGGGAUAGAGGGCUGGAACUAGGAAACUGGGACAUAGUAGGAUAAUUGGGUAAAAUUUGCUGCUUGUGGAUGUGUUUUGCUUAUCUUUAAGCAUAAGCAAAUGUGAGAUUUUAUUUCUGUAUUUGCUUAAGGUUUAUAAUGUAUCACAGACAUAGUGGACCUUGAUUCGAGCUCUGGCCGUUCAUUCAUUCAUUCAACAAACAUUUCCCCACCUUUUUAUUGAGAUUUAACUUAUGUGUGAUAAAGGACAAAGAUCUUUGUGUAGAGCUUGAUGAAAUUUUACAUAUGUAGACACCUACGUAACCACUACCCAGAUUUAGGUAUAGAAGUUUCUAGCACUCCAGGAUGCUCUCUUGUGCCCCUUCCCAUUCACUGCAUCUUUACCCCCCACAUUCAGCACUGUGAGGAUGUUUAUGAGCUUCAGUUAGUCUGGUUAGCUCGGCUGCUAACCAAAAGGUCAGCAAUUCGAAUCUACCAACUGCUUCUUAGAAACCCUCUGAGGCAGCCCUACUCUGUCCUGUAGGGUCGCUAGGGGUCGGAAUCGACUCGAUGGCAACAGGUUUCAAUCUUCAUAUUAAUAGAACCGUAUCGUUUCCAUCCUUCUGUGGCCGGCUCCUUUCCCUCCUUGUUAUGUCUAUAAGAUUCUUUUCUUUGUGUGGUUUGCAUGUAUCAGUACUUCAUUGUUUUUCAUUGCUGGUGUUUCCAUGGGGAUUCUUUUUUGGCAUUUCUUGGGAAAUUUGUUUUUCUGAUUUCUAGGAAAAAUCAGUCAAGGAAUUGGGAAACUAAGAAAAAUAAUCAUCCUGCGAGAAUUAAAGCUUGACAAUCAACAUACAGACAUUACUGGUUGGAAGGCAUCCAGUGAUGACAAAUGGAAAACAGGAGCAGGGACCAGUGGAGUGAAAGAAGGCGAAGAUCACUAUUCCCGGGAACUGGGACAGGAGCACAGAGGAGAGAAGAGGCCAGUCUCUCUGGGAUGGUACAAAAACUGGACCAAAAACUUCCAGUGGCCAAUGAGUACCUGUUGCUUUCUGGAGGUGUCCGGGAAGGCGUGGUGGACCUGGACUUGGAUGAGCUGAAUGUCUAUGCUCGGGGGACCGAUUAUGAUAUGGACUUUACUCUUCUGGUGCCAGCCCUUAAGCUGCAUGACCGGAAUCAGCCUGUGACACUCGAUAUGCGCCACUCAGCCUUGUGCCACUCUUGGCUGAGCCUCCGGCUCUUUGAUGAAGGGACGAUCAGUAAGUGGAAAGACUGCUGCACCGUCGUCGACCACAUCAAUGGUGCUACCAACUACUUCUUCUCCCCGACCAAAGUGGCCGACUGGUUCUAUGAGUCCAUCAGCAUCGUCCUGUCAGAGAUACAGAAGAAGCCCCAGCGAGGGAUGCCAAAGGUGGAAAAGGUAGAAAAAAACGGGACAAUCAUCUCCAUUAUUCUGGGUGUAGGCAGCAGUCGUAUGCUGUACGACAUUGUCCCUGUGGUCUCCUUCAAAGGUUGGCCUGCAGUCGCCCAGAGCUGGCUCAUGGAAAAUCACUUUUGGGAUGGGAAGAUCACCGAGGAAGAAGUCAUCAGUGGGUUUUACUUGGUACCUGCUUGCUCCUACAAGGGUACGAAGGACAAUGAGUGGCGGCUGUCCUUUGCCAGGAGCGAGGUGCAGUUGAAGAAGUGUAUCUCUAGCAGCCUCAUGCAGGCCUACCAGGCCUGCAAAGCCAUCAUCAUAAAACUCCUGUCCCGGCCCAAGGCUAUUAGUCCGUAUCACCUGCGGAGCAUGAUGCUCUGGGCCUGCGACAGACUUCCUGCCAACUACCUGGCUCAAGAAGACUAUGCAGCCCACUUUUUGCUGGGCCUCAUCGAUGACCUGCAACACUGUCUCGUCAACAAGAUGUGCCCCAAUUAUUUCAUCCCUCAGUGCAACAUGCUGGAGCACCUGUCAGAGGAGACGGUCAUGCUCCACGCCCGGAAGCUUUCCUCCGUCCGCUCAGACCCGGCAGAGCACUUGCGUACCGCCAUCGAGCAUGUCAAGGCAGCCAACCGGCUGACGUUGGAGCUACAGCGCAGAGGCAGCACCACCAGCAUCCCCUCCCCGCAGUCGGACGGAGGCGACCCCAACCAGCCGGACGACCGCUUGGCCAAAAAACUGCAGCAGCUAGUGACUGAGAACCCUGGGAAGUCCAUCUCUGUCUUUAUUAACCCUGAUGAUGUCACAAGGCCCCAUUUUAGAAUUGAUGAUAAAUUUUUCUGAGCAUUUUGCGGACUCUUUUUUUUCUCCCCCUCCCCUUUCCUGGUUCUAAAACUCUCCUAACGUGUAGCGUGUUUUGUGAUGCUGUCUUUCCGUUUUUUACAUAUCCAACCUAGAUUGGAUCUGUUAAGAACACCUCUUACGUUUCCUGAUGGUGCAGGCUCUGAAACAGUAUAUUACUAUUUCAUAUUCGGCCGCUUAUUUUUGUUGUUGUUGUUACUGUUUACUUUUUGUAGUCAUUUUCGUCUAGUUUUUUUUUUUUUUUUUUAAGGAGAACUUGAGCCAUAGAAGAAAAUGCCCAUGAAUCCUUGCGUAUUUUUCUGUUUUAUACUUUGUGCAAAUUUGCUAACGGGGUGAGGGAAACAAAUCUCUUUGUGACAUUUAAAUAUUUUAUUCUUUGUUUUGUUUUCAUUUCGUUUUCCCUUUCUUCUUCUUCUUUUUUUUUUUUU